ACCAAAACAGCAACGGGAAAUCUCCACCCACAGCGCCUCCUUUCCUGCUCCCCCAAACUUCUUAUUCCUUCUUCUCUUUCCUCCCCUCCUCCUCCCUCCCAAACCCGUCCACUCGUUCUUUCCCUUGUUACUGCUUCUUACCCUCCCCUUCACUGAGGAGCCCUUUUUCCAUCUUGUUUCCACUCGUUGUCCCUCUACCUUCUAAUUCCCCCUGAAUAAAAGAUUCGCAAUGUCUUUCGCCAAGUACCUCCUGCCCGCGCUGGCUGCCAGCCAGGUGGCUUUCGCCGCUAGCUGCGGUGACACCACCAUCGAAAACCAGUCCGAUGCCGAUGGUAUCGCUUCCUGCUCCAAGCUGAAUGGUGAUAUUACCAUCGCCAAGUCCUACUCCGGCUCCCUCUCCCUCGCCGGUGUUAAGACCAUCUCUGGUUCCAUCAUCUGCAACGGUGGUGAGAAUGUUACCGACAUCACUGCCGCCUCCCUGACUUCCGUUGGCGACGCCUUCAACCUGGAGGGUCUUACCCGCCUGACCCAGCUUGCUUUCGCCGAGCUGACCUCCGUCGGCUCCAUCAAGUGGAACGCUCUCCCCAAGCUCCAGUCCUUGAACUUCGACAAGGGUGUCACCGAGGCUGGUGACGUUAUCAUCCAGAACACCGGUCUGACCUCCCUGGACGGUAUCUCCCUGAAGACUGUCAACCAGUUCGAGAUUGAGAACAACCGUGAUCUCCAGAAGAUCAACAUCAACAACCUGCAGAACGCUACCGACCUGAUUAACUUCUCCGGUAACUUCGAUGCUCUCGAGAUUGAGCUCCCCAACCUCGGCACUGGCACCAACAUGACCUUCCGCAACAUCUCCAGCAUCUCCGUUCCCUCUCUGGAGAAGCUCACCGGUCAGCUCGGCUUCUGGGGUACUGAGUUCACCACUUUCUCUGCUCCCAACUUGACCUCCACCGGUGACCUGGUGUUCAACGACAACUCCAAGCUCUCCAACAUCUCCAUGCCCGUUCUGACCAAGGUUGACGGUGGAUUCACCAUUGCCCGUAACGACAAGCUGCAGACCAUUGAUCUGCCCAAGUUGGAGAAGGUUACUGGUGCCAUUGACUUCAGCGGCAAGUUCAACACUGUUGACCUUGACGGUCUGACCGAUGUCGAGGGUGGCUUCAACCUCCAGAGCACUGACGGUACCUUCAACUGCACCCACUUCCAGUCCAUCCGCAAGACUGUCAUCAAGGGUACCUACCACUGCGAUGCCAACACCACCAACCCCACCACCUCCAACGGCAAGUCCGGCACUUCCUCCGGCUCCAGCAGCACCUCCUCUGCCACCAGCUCCGGUGCCGCCGUUGCCAACGGUGCCAGCAUGGCCGUCACUGGUGUUGCCGCCUUCUUCUACGCCGUUGCUCAGCUCCUGUAAAGGGGUUGAUUAGUGUCUGUGGAGGGAAAGAAAGUGUGCUGUUUUUUUUGUUUUCUGUUGGAAAGAUUGUAGAUGCAGAGAGUCCCACCAAGCAACGGUUUCAUUUUUUCGUCUUACACUGCUGUUCUCAUGAUAAUAAUUCUGUCUUCUUUAUGAGGAAAUUUCCCAAAUCUGGAUUCUGUCCUCGGAAGACAUCCUCGACGCCGUCUCAUCGGAAAGGAGUUUCUCUUUUUUUUACCGCUUAUUUUAUUACCCACUCGCCCCGACGUGUCCUUAACUUGUCUCGAUAUGUGUUUUAUCCCCGAGCACGAUUGUGCUAAUGUAUUCGGUUUGUCAGUUUGUA
This is a messenger RNA of Penicillium subrubescens, 1754 nucleotides long. It is a transcript of the gene ecm33, whose product is annotated as GPI-anchored protein Ecm33. Gene Ontology annotation, cellular component: fungal-type cell wall; plasma membrane. Gene Ontology annotation, biological process: fungal-type cell wall organization. The record is from RefSeq and is a predicted model, not a curated record. The coding region runs from base 230 to 1411 and encodes 393 amino acids. NCBI's taxonomy places the organism in Eukaryota, Fungi, Ascomycota, Eurotiomycetes, Eurotiales, Aspergillaceae. The transcript is spliced from 4 exons.